GCCGAACCACCGAAGCUGAGAGAAAGAGUUGGAGAGAGAGCAGUUGGCCUCGGUUGACAUAACAAGGAGAUUCGAACCACAGUGAUUCAACAAUAUGGCAAGUUACAAAGCUAGGUUAAAAGAGUUUGACGACGCUCUCGGCGCCAAUCAGAUCGACUUGCGAAAAUUAAAGGAACUUUGCUUUCAUGGUAUUCCUGAUGAACAAGGAGCACGAUCUCUCUGCUGGAAACUUCUUCUGAACUAUCUUCCUCCUGAUCGAUCAACAUGGAGUCAAACCCUAACCCAGAAGCGUGAACUAUAUAAACAGUUCAUUGAGGAAAUGGUAAUACCCCCUGGCGAGGUUCAAGAUGAAGAAGAAACGAGUAGAACCGAUGUGACGAGUGCAGAUCACCCUCUCAGCUGCAAUCCCGACAGCCAGUGGCAGGCAUUUUUUAGGGACAAUGAAGUCUUAUUACAGAUUGAUAAAGACGUUAGGCGGCUUUGCCCUGAUAUCUCUUUUUUUCAACAAGCAACGGAAGCUCCUUGUGAUAAAGUUGUUAACAGUCGAGGAUUGCGACGUCUUCACCGCAGAGUUCAGCACACUGUCCUGAGUUCAGCAAAUGUUGAGCGCCGGGGACUUGGUGUAACUAAGAUAGCUCUAACUGUGAGAAAAGCUCAGGAAGACUAUGCUCCAAUGGCAGAAGGCAGUGAAGCUCACUGGGAAGUUGUGGAACGAAUUCUUUUUCUGUAUGCAAAGCUGAAUCCUGGUCAGGGAUAUGUUCAGGGAAUGAAUGAAAUUGUGGGUCCCAUUUACUAUUGCUUCGCUUCAAACCCAGAUGCAGAUUGGAGAAAACAUGCGGAAGCUGAUUGCUUUUUCUGUUUCACUAAUUUGAUGUCUGAAAUCCGAGACUUCUUUAUCAAAAGUCUGGAUGAAGCAGAGUGUGGUAUCAAUAAUAUGAUGUGCAAAUUAAGUGAUCAACUUCGUUCUUGCGACCAACCAGUCUACUUAAGGUUGCAGCAACAAGAACUUAGACCACAGUAUUACAGCUUCAGAUGGCUUACUCUGAUGCUUUCCCAGGAAUUCCCACUUCCCGAUGUGCUCCGCAUCUGGGACUCUCUGUUUGCUGAUGAGAAUCGAUUUUCUUUCCUAAUUCAUAUUUGCUGUGGAAUGAUUGUGCUGUUACGGGAUGACCUUUUGAGUGGAGACUUUCCAGCCAAUGUGAAAUUGCUACAAAAUUUUCCACCGAUGGACAUUGCUUUAGUUCUGAGAAAAGCUGCAAAGUUGUCGGGGAGACGAAGCAGCGACUGUCCUUGAAGGUUUUCCUCCAAGACAUAUGUGCCUUAUACAUACCUGUGAUUUAUUCUGUGCACAAGGAUUUUACAUCUUAUUUUUGUUUGUUUUUUGUCUCUCUAUUAUCUGAGUAUUAUGUUCAUGGUUUACUCGAAGGUAUUGUUAGUAUAUUAAUUGGUUUCAUGAGAAACUGGAAGUACUUGUAAUAUUUGUUACACAUUCUCAUGCCAAGAGACUUGCUGUUAAGUUUAUAAAAAUAAUCAGAAAGACUGCUCAUUCUUGUUAAGUAUGUACUAGUUGAAUUAUGUUGUUAAGUACAAAAGUGCAAUCACAAAAUCUGUGCAGGUAUUGGAUUCUUAAGUACCAAAGUUCAUCACAAACUCUGUACAGGUAUUGAAUUUCUUUGAUUUGUUGGUUUCAAUUUCCACUCAAAGUUGAUGAUGUUCUUGUAACUAAUUUUUGCAAGGUGUUCCAUGUUGCUAGGAGUUGACUAGUAGUUUCUUCUCUGAUAUGUGAUAGAACAUUGUGUUAUAAAUUCAAGAGCAAUAAAUAUAUUUUUAUUCGUU
This is a messenger RNA of Thrips palmi, 1836 nucleotides long. Its product is annotated as TBC1 domain family member 13. NCBI's taxonomy places the organism in Eukaryota, Metazoa, Arthropoda, Insecta, Thysanoptera, Thripidae. Gene Ontology annotation, molecular function: GTPase activator activity. The transcript has 11 exons. Gene Ontology annotation, biological process: activation of GTPase activity; intracellular protein transport. The coding region runs from base 95 to 1294 and encodes 399 amino acids. The record is from RefSeq and is a predicted model, not a curated record.